Messenger RNA from Postia placenta MAD-698-R-SB12, 876 nucleotides. RefSeq lists its product as hypothetical. The transcript has 7 exons. NCBI's taxonomy places the organism in Eukaryota, Fungi, Basidiomycota, Agaricomycetes, Polyporales, Adustoporiaceae. The record is from RefSeq and is a predicted model, not a curated record. Bases 1 to 876 code for a protein of 291 amino acids.
AUGCUCAGGGCAGUGCGACUAAUGCUCAGGCAGCAUUCGACAGCUCUUGUCAUGAGUGAGAUCACACUCAGCAGGUUGAGAAUGGAUGGCUCCCCCCGGUGCAAAUCAAAGCUCCAGAUGAUGGCCAAGCCUCCAAGCAGUCUACGGGAGCGAGCAGCGAAGGAUAACGACACGCCCCCCACGCAGCCCCAGGGAGAGUGUCCUGGAACAUCUUUGCGACCUGAUACAAAUGGGAACCAAGACACGACUACCGGAGACCACGAGGGACGACGCAAAGAUCUCGACGACGGUCGUCUACCGUACACGACAGACGAGCAAGGCCGCGUUCAGCCCAAUGACUUCAAGGUCAUGCUGAACGCGGACGGUGGUCGUGCCUAUGCGAAAACAGCGGAGAAAGAGGAGCUGACAGGGUGGGCGAGGUUUGCGGAGGAGGUCUGGACAUUUGAAGACAAGCGAAUGGAGCGUUGGAAGGACGACAUAAACUACCUUCUUCUAUAUCGAUAUUUCGAGAUCACAGCCUCAGCACUGCUGGACUCCGCACGACUCCCGCAUGACGACUUUGAUCGUGUUCAUAACGAUGUUCGUAUUGCACUAGACGUCAUUGUCGAGUACUGCAGGUUGUUUUGCUUAGAGGACGUGGUCCAGGCGAGCACUUGGGACGAAUUCUCGGACCUCCUCUAUAUAUGUUACGAGCUCGCGCGAGCGGAUAUCACACGGCCUACUCGCGAUGAUACACUUACUUUGGGCCACUCCACCGACUCCAUUCCUGAUGAGCCCGUUGCUGAGGCAACUGUCAGCCCUGCACCAUCGUCGCAAGAUACCGAUGAAACACAGAGGGAGUACCCACAGGUGGUCGAAGGCACUUCAAUGCAGUAG